CAACCGAAAUGAAUAAUUAUUGUAUGUAUGACGAAUUUUGGCAAACAUAUUUAUAGACUAAUACACUUGAAACAAAUAGCCAAACCGAAAACUGCAGACAUUACUAUUAUUACUAUUACUGCCGCGAUCAAACCGGCAUAAAAAAUAAAUGUCAGCCAAUAGCUUAUUUUUUUGUGAACAAAAUGUGCGAUUCACACUCCGACCUGUGAAAGGCAGUAACACAGCGUCUAGUCUGCCGGAAAACCACACACAAAAAAAGUAAACAGUGACAAGUACAGUUUCCAGGUUAGCGUUGUUGUUUGGGGAUUUAUUAACACCCUGGAACUCAAUAUGACUCAUUUAACUGCACAAUAUCACACACUUACCACGUGUAGUAUUUAAUUCGCAUUGGAGACAAUACGUUUUCAAUAGAUGUUAUUUAGGUAACGCUAGCUAGAUACUAACGUUAGAUAACUGUAUGGUUUUUCACACUCAAAUAGCCUCCAUCAUGGAGGUGCUAGCGAAUGCAGCCGUGGCAGAGGUCUGUAAACUCGUAGACGACGACUAUGCAGUGUUUCGUUUGGAAAUAACUCAAAGUCAGAAAGAAAACAGGACAUUGCGGAGGAAACUACAGCUUCUGGAACUGAAGAUGGCACGGGAGCGCGUCCUCGCCAGUCGUCCCAGUAGUGUCAAGAUCCUCGACCGAUACAGAGGAAUGGCAAGAGGUGAAGGAAAUCUCACUGGAGGCCACAGGAGCUUUGUGAAGCCAGCGGGACACAAUACAUGGAGAGAUGACCAACCAAUCACUGUUGAUGAGGGGAGUAGAACCUCAAUCCAGCACGUUAUCAUGAUAGAGGAUGCAGAUACAGAGGCUGCAGGUCCUGGAGGAUUGUCUCUGGUCAAGCUUGAGAGUUCUGAAGGAGAGGAGGACCCACGGCACAGCAGAAACAUUCCUACUGGAGCAGCUGGCGCGCCCCCUGUAGCCAUGGAGGACCCCGCCACCCUCCCAGUGCAGCCCAGGACCCGAUGCAGAAUCACGGAGGUCAGUGGAAUGCCGAACGCCGUCCUCAAGUCAGAGACCGACACCGAGACUUUAACGGGGCUGGGACAACUUGACUCUCCUCCUGCUCGCUCAGAGUAUUUACUUUAUGGUAACAUGAGCCUGAGGACGGUUCUGCCCCUCCAGGACUCAUGUGACGUGUUACAGACUCAGAAUGACCCGUCCUGUUCAUAUGUUACGGAGACAGAGAUGAUACCUGGUGACAUGCCAUUGGUUUUGGAUACACAGACUAAUCCAAUGAGAGGGGACUGGAACCGGUACAGUAGUAGUGUAUACUCUGAAGGGUGCCUAGAUAAGAAAGGGGAGGAUCUGGUCAUAGAUGAGGUCACUGUGAAAGUGGAGGGUGACCCUCCUCUGACAUGGAAUGCAGACCAGACUCACUUAGGAGAAGGUCACUCGCAGGGCAACACCAGUGACUUCUUAGACUACAGGGAAAGCUUACAGACAAAUCUAAAUGUUGCGACCCACUCCCCUUUACACCCAGUGUCCACAUCGAUGGCACCUUUCGAUUCACACGGCCACGUCCUUUUCGAUCAGGAAUUGAACUCAAACGACAGGGCUAGAGCGCAGGCUCAGGAAAGGGAAGCAACAUCAGACAAUAGUAAAGAAGAACGGUUCCUCUGCAUGUUCUGUAACAAAGGCUUCAGCUGCCCCCAGAAGGUGGAGAUCCACCAGAGGGUCCAUACAGGGGAGAAAUCCUUCAGCUGUACCCAGUGUCACAUGCACUUCGCCAAGGCUGGCAAUCUGAAGAGGCACCAUAUGGUCCACACAGGGGAGAAACCCUUUAACUGUAGCCAGUGUCACAUGCGCUUCGCCCAGGCUGGUGACCUGAAGAGACACCAGCGCGUCCACACAGGGGAGAAACCCUUCAGCUGUAGCCAGUGUCACAUGCGUUUCACCCAGACUGGUGACCUGAAGAGGCACCAGAGGGUCCACAUGGGAGAGAGGCCGUUUGCCAGUAUGCACUGUGGGAAGAGGUCCUCAGAGAGGAGCUACCUCAGGAUGCACCAGCAGAUAAACCAUUCCACUCUAUAACAUAGAAAGUAACCAUUCCACGCGAUAGCUUCUGACAUUUAGAUCAAACCCUGAUUUAAAGACAAAUAUACAUUUUCAUUCUUGUAAGCAGAAUAUAUCCACAUACGCAUUUAGAAUAACAGAUUUCAAUGUUGAAUAUUCCUGGGUAAAAUAUUGCAUCCAGACAUUGUGUGGAACACCUUCCUAAUAUUGAGGUUUCGAAAGCGUUCCACCGCAUGCUGGCCAAUGUUGACUUGCUUACCACAGUUGUGUCAAGUUGGCUGGAUGUCCUUUGGGUGUUGGACCAUUCUUGAUACACAUGUAAAUUGUUGAGCGAGAAAAACCCAGCAACGUUGCAGUUUUUGACACACGGUGUGCCUUGCACCUACUACCAUACCCCGUUCAAAGGCACUUAACAUUUUUUUGUCUUGCCCAUUCACCCUCUACAUGGCACACAUACACAAUCCAUGUCUCAGUUGUCUCGAGGCUUAAAAAUCAUUCUUUAACCUGUCUCCUCCCCUUUUUCUACACUGAUUUUUAAGUAGAUUUAACAAGGGACAUCAAUAAGGGAUCUUAGCUUUCACCUGAAUUCACCUGGUCAGUCGGUCAUGGAAAGUACACUAAUGUUUUGUACACAGUGUAUAUCCACCAUGAUGGGCUUCACAGCAACAGUAAACAUGUCUAGACAGGAGAGAUGCUUGUUCAAACUUUAGAACUUCAGUUGAUUGCUAUAGCGCCCUCUUGAGCCAAUCAGUGUAAUUUUGUAAAUGCCAGGGCCCGGUUUCCCAAAAUGGUUCUGAAGAUGACAAGGAAGAGAGUGGAGAAGAGAAAGAUGCCCGUCACCUUUAUUAAUUCAGCCACUUACUUCGAUAACUAGCAAGUUAAGCUUAGGCAAAUUGUGUUGCUGCAUUUUGUAAACGCAGAUGUAAACGCAGAUCUAAAAUGCUUAUUGUAAAAUCUCUGUCAAAUGCAAGAUUGACUUUAAGCAAAACAUUAGGAAAUGUCGCUGGCUACAUUCUUUCUGUGAUAAACAUUAGAAAGACUAUGGCCAUACAUCGCUUUUGCAAAAAAAAAUACCUUGCUUUUUCAUUCUAAGUUAAUUUAUUUGUGUGGCUGCCAGUCAAAUAGCUUUGCACUUCUGUUGUCAUCUGAUGAAAAUGAAGCUAUUUUCUCCCGAAUGUAUUUAUUGUGAAGGAAAACUAUAGUUGCACAUCCCUGAUCACUCUAUUGAAGUCAAAAAACACUGACUUUCAAUAUAGAACGCGACCCCUGUCUACACAGCUGGACUCACCUGCUCUCGCUUUCUCCCGUUGUGCUAUUUGCAAACCAACUGUUUUGGGGAACUGCGGUAAGCUUCAUAAUGUAAAAUGAUGUCUAAUGAAGAACGCUAUAUGCUUUAUCUCCUGACGUAUUGCACAAGUUGACAGCAGGUACAUGCUUAAUAGGAUCAGACCCGUUUUUUUACAUUUUCGCCUAAAAUGAGAUACCCAAAUCUAACUGCCUGUUCAGGACCUGAAGCAAGGAUAUGCAUAUUCUUGAUACCAUUUAAUAAGAAACACUUUGACGUUUGAGGAAAUGUGAAAUUAAUGUAGGAGAAUAUAACACAUUAGAUCUGGUAAAAGAUCAUACAAACAAACAAAAACAUGUUCCGUCAUAUUUUCGGGAAUGCAAGAGUUGUUGAGUUAGGAUUCUGUGUAAUUUAGAUGUUGUCCACAAGAUGGCAGCAGUGUGUGCAAAAGCUUCAGACUGGGGGGGUGAAGCCAGAGACAGCAGUGGGGUCAAACUGUAGAACACAGUUUCUACAUUUGAAUAUAGACAUGUAUUUUUUCUAACAAAACUACACUACACUUUAUCUCUGGAACCCUCAGGAUGACAAAUCAGAUUAAGUUUACUGAAUGUAACUACUUUUUUUUUUUUUUUUUUUACUUUCGAGGUGAAUGUAUCAAACCACCAAACCCGUGAUGUGUUUUGUUGUGUAUUUCUGUAAUAGCUACUGUAAAUUGGACACUGCAGUAAGAUUAACAAGAAUUUAAGCUUGCCCAUAUAAGACAUGUCCCGGAAAGUUGGUUGUUGUAUACAAUGUUUUCUAGUCACAUUAUCGCAUAUUGAGCAACAACCGUCCCGGUUUAGGGACACCGAUCCCAUAGAGGUUUAAGUAGCUACAAAUAUAAAAAUGUAUUUAAAAACUGCAAAUAAAUAGUUAAUACGGUAUUGGUAAACCAUUCUGUGGCUGUUUCCAAAUACCCCAGUAUACACGGUUUACCUCCCAAGCCUAGUUCUUAAAUGUUUCUACACUCGGUGUAUAAAGCAUAUACUGUAAAACGCCGAAAAGGUCUGUUAUGUAUUGUGUUUGUACUGUGUAAGCUAUAAUGAUGUUCACAAAUACCUAUUUCAUUACCUCCAUUCAGUACUUAAUUUUUUUUCAAGACAGGAUGCAUCAGAAUAUGAAUGCAGAUUUGUAUUUUUUUAUUUUUUCACCUUUAUUUGACCAGGUAGGCAAGUUGAGAACAAGUUCUCAUUUACAAUUGCGACCUGGCCAAGAUAAAGCAAAGCAGUUCGACACAUACAACACAGAGUUAUACAUGGAGUAAAACAAACAUACAGUUAAUAAUACAGUAGAAAAAUAAGUCGAUAUACAAUGUGAGCAAAUGAAGUGAGUUAUAGGAGGUAAGGGCAAAAAAAGGCCAUGGUGGCGAAGUAAAUACAAUAUAGCAAGUAAAACACUGGAAUGGUAGAUUUGCAGUGGAAGAAUGUGAAAAGUAGAGAGAAAUAAUGGGGUGCAAAUUAGCAAAAUAAAUAAAUACAGUAGGGGGAGAGGUAGUUGUUUGGGCUAAAUUAUAGAUGGGCUAUGUACAGGUGCAGUAAUCUGUGAGCUGCUCUGACAGCUGGUGCUUAAAGCUAGUGAGGGAGGCUAGUGAGGGAGAUAAGUGUUUCCAGUUUCAUAGAUUUUUGUAGCUCGUUCCAGUCAUUGGCAGCAGAGAACUGGAAGGAGAGGCGGCCAAAGGGAGAAUUGGUUUUGAGGGUGACCAGAGAGAUAUACGUGCUGGAGCGCAUGCUACAGGUGGGUGCUGCUAUGGUGACAAGCAAGCUGAGAUAAGGGGGGACUUUACCGUAGAUGACGUGGAGCCAGUGGGUUUGGCGACGAGUAUGAAGCGAGGGCCAGGCAACGAGAGCGUACAGGUCGCAGUGGUGGGUAGUAUAUGGGGCUUUGGUGACAAAACAGAUGGCACUGUGAUAGACUGAAUCCAUAUAGAUUCAGUAGGGUAUUGGAGGCUAUUUUGUAAAUGACAUCGCCAAAGUAGAGGAUCGGUAGAAAGGUCAGUUUUACAAGGGUAUGUUUGGCAGCAUGAGUGAAGGAUGCUUUGUUUGCGAAAUAGGAAGCCAAUUCUAGAUUUAACUUUGGAUUGGAGAUGUUUGAUGUGAGUCUGGAAGGAGAGUUUACAGUCUAACCAGACACCUAUAUAUUUGUAGUUGUCCACAUAUUCUAAGUCAGAACCGUCCAGAGUAGUGAUGUUGGACGGGCGGGCAGGUGCAGGCAGCGAUCGGUUGAAGAGCAUGCAUUUAGUUUGACUUGUAUUUAAGAGCAAUUUGAGGCCACGGAAGGAGAGUUGUAUGGCAUUGAAGUUCGUCUGGAGGGUUGUUAACAGUGUCCAAAGAAGGGCCAGAUGUAUACAGAAUGGUGUCGCCUGCAUAGAGGUGGAUCAGAGACUCACCAGCAGCAAGAGCGACAUCAUUAAUGUGUACAGAGAAAAGAGUCAGCCUGAGAAUUGAACCCUGUGGCACCCCCAUAGAGACUGCCAUAGGUCCGGACAACAGGCCCUCCGAUUUGACACACUGAACUCUAUCAGAGAAGUAGUUGGUGAACCAGGCGAGGCAGUCAUUUGCGAAACCAAGGCUAUUGAGUCUGCCGAUAAGAAUGCGUUGAUUGACAGAGUCGAAAGCCUUGGCCAGGUCGAUGAAGAUGGCUGCACAGUACAGACUUUUAUCAAUGGCGGUUAUGAUAUCUUUUAGGACCUUGAGCGUGGCUGAGGUGCACCCAUGACCAGCUCGGAAACCAGAUUGCAUAGUGGAGAAGGUAUGGUAGGAUUCAAAAUGGUUUGUGAUCUGUUUAUUAACUUGGCUUUCAAAGAUUUUAGAAAGGCAGGGCAGGAUGGAAAUAGGUUUAUAACAGUUUGGGUCUAGAGUGUCUCCCCCUUUGAAAAGGGGGAUGACGGCGGCAGCUUUCCAAUUUUUGGGGAUCUCAGACGAUACGAAAGAGAGGUUGAACAGGCUAGUAAUAGGGGUUGAAACAAUUGUGGUGGAUCAUUUUAGAAAGAUAGGGUCCAGAACGUCUAGCCCAGCUGAUUUGUAGGGGUCCAGAUUUUGCAUCUCUUUCAGAACAUCAGCUAUCUGGAUUUGGGUGAAGGAGAAGUGGGGAGGCUUGGGCAAGUUGCUGUGGGGGUGCAGAGUUGUUGGCCGCGUUAGGGGUAGCUAGGUGGAAAGCAUGGCCAGCCGUAGAAAAAUGCUUCUUGAAAUUCCCAAUUAUCGUAGAUUUAUCGGUGGUGACAGUGUUUCCUAGCCUCAGUGCAGUGGGAAGCUGGGAGGUGCUCUUAUUGUCCAUGGACUUUAGUGUCCCAGAACUUUUUGGAGUUACAUCCUGCUACAGGAUGCAAAUUUCUGUUUGAAAAAGCUAGCCUUUGCUUUUUCAAACUGCCUGUGUAUAUUGGUUCCUAACUUCCCUGAAAAGUUGCAUAUCGCGGGGGCUAUUCGAUGCUAAUGCAGUACAUCACAAGAUGUUUUUGUGCUGGUCAAAGGCAGUCAAGUCUGGAGUGAACCAAGGGCUAUAUCUGUUCUUAGUUCUCCAAUUUUUUUGAAUGGGGCAUGCUUAUUUAAUAUGAUGAGGAAAACACUUUUAAAGAGCAACCAGACAUCCUCUACUGACGGAAUGAGGUCAAUAUCCUUCCAGGAUACUCGGGCCAGGUCGAUUAGAAAGGCCUGCUCGCUGAAGUGUUUUAGGGAGCGUUUGACAGUGAUGAGGGGUGGUCGUUUGACCGCGGACCAAUUAUGGACGCAGGCAGUGAUCACUGAGAUCCUGGUUGAAGAUAGCAGAGGUGUAUUUAGAGAGCAGGUUGGUCAGAAUGAUCUCUGUGAGGGUGCCCAUGUUUACGGAUUUAGGGUUGUACCUGGUAGGUUCCUUGAUAAUUUGUGAGAUUGAGGGCAUCUAGCUUAGAAUGUAGGAUGGCCAGGGUGUUGAACAUAUUGUCUUGAUUGUCCUUCGAGAUAUGAUUUCUCUGCCGUUGUUAUCAUGGAUUCACAUACAGAACUGAUGUCCUCUCCCAAUGAACUACAGAUUGCUGUCAUCUUGCUGUUCUCCUGUUUAAAUGCCUAGGGAAUGGUUUCAUAGAAGGUCUAGGCGGCAGGUAGCCUAGUGGUUAGAGUGUUGGACUAGUGUCCGAAAGGUUGCAAGAUCAAAUCCCCAAGCUGACAAGGUAAAAAUCUGUCAUUCUGCCCCUGAACAAUGCAGUUAACCCACUGUUCCUAGGCCGUCAUUGAAAAUAAGAAUUUGUUCUUUGUUCCUAGUUAAAUAAAGGCAAAAUAAAAAGGCCUGCCUCAGUUACCUCCAUGGUUACCCCACCAAUACAGGCAAGGUCAGGGUGGGUGUUCACCACAAGAGGUACCUAGCCUAUAACACAGCACACAAUCCCAACAACACCCAAACAAUGGCUAGAGGUAGCUGAAAGACUUGCUUCUAUUUCUUAAAGUAGGGGUCGCAACAUAAAUGUAUAAUUAUUUAAUUAACUACUGGAAUUUAUUUGGCCAAGUGCAACUGCGCUCUCUACUUAGCAGCGAUCUCUCAGUUUGGUAGCUGCGCGAGUAUGAGAGGUAGAGGGAGAUGCCCAUGUGCUUCGCAGUUUACCGAUCCUUUUUCUGCAGUUUUGUUGAAGAUCCCUCCGCGACCCACACGCUGCAGCGCUGUCCUUCAAGCCACUGACUUGUUAUUCCCAGUCGCCAUCACUCACCGCUGUCAUGAAAUGGACUCAUGCUAGAACUCACAAGUUCUGACUGAGCUCAAUCGUCAUGAAACGCAAAUACAGUAAUGACUUUUUGUCUCUUUCACACAAACUUUGAGAAAUAACGAGGAGCGCCCACAAUAUGUUUUGUGUGGGGAAGUGCAUAGUAAUGAGUUUCUCAAAACAAACAAAUUAAUAGAAUGACACGUACUGACCAAACAUCCAGGCACAACAUGACGGUAAACCCAGGGAGUUCUUUCAGAACAGGGCAGAAUGCUUCAGGAAACAGUGCUUCGAAAGUGGAAAAGUAAGUCAACUAGCAAGGCAUUGCUGUCAUUUCAUUUAUGCAUAAAUAAGGGAGUACUAUCUCUCAUAGUAGAUGUGAGUUUCUCUUUCAAAAAAAUCCUCUGGCCUUGUUACGUUACACAGCUAACGUAAACUCACCCCACUCCGUAGAAAUGUGCGCAACCACAACAUUCAAACGAGGCUAAUGGGACUGUGUUGACUUCAAAAUCGGGGUUGUGAAUUUCUUUUCAAGCGUUGAUCGACAUGGUAAUAGCUCUAUAGUAUUGGAGAGAAGUUGAAAAAAACACCCUCCGUUACAUCGUGACGUGUCAUGUCGUAACGUACAGCACGCAUAAAGCAACUUUCUGUCUUACAAUCUCUCUCCACCAGGUGUAGCACUUCCCUCAUCAUUUUAAAACAAGAAUUGGACAGUGACGGGGGUAAGGGGGGGAUACCUAGUCAUUUAUUGCAUCAUCACUGCAAGCGAUCAUCAUUCUCAAAGCCGCUGUUUAUUUCUAAGAUCACUUUAGCACCGCCCUAAAAACCUGAUUCAAAUUCGACACAAACCUUCAAAUAGGUAUGUAAUGACACAUUAUAUAGUAUUUAUAGUGUUUUAUUUACAUUUUAGAGGCGAUAAGUUGGACAGAUCGAGUGAAAAAAAUCUAUUUUCCCACACAUCUCUACUUUUCACGCAUUAGUUUCGCUUCCCCACCCGCCAUUUAAAAAAAGACCCGACCGGGGCUCAUUGCCUGCUUGAAUUAUGCAGAAACGGGCAGAGUGGGGGUCAUGUAAUUGAUUCUGUUGGAAAGGGGAGAAAUUGUGCUUUACAAUGGUAUUGACAUUACAGUUGAUCUGGAAGUAUUACAAUUUUGGGCCGCUAAAAUAAGGUCAAUUGUACGGACCAAGGUGAUGUACAAAAGUGAGUGAGUUUACAUUAAUAGUUAACGUUAGCCAAAGCAAGCUAACUAACUACUGAGCGUGCAACCCUAAGAAACAGUACAGAUGAAGAUUAAAAAUCAUCAGGCAUACAGUACAUUUUACUGUAGACAUUAUUGUUAAACAAGUCUAGAUUGGAACUGUUGCUGUUAAAAUACAAGUAAUAAUUGAUUGAAGCAAGAUUCUUUAUGAGGCAAACACUCACACAGUUCUGGGUUGCUCAUCUGCAGCAUUAAGCGGUCUCCUACCUGACUGAGAAAGCAGUAGAUGUUCUGAUCCAGUUUGGCACCACAUACCUAUGCAAGUCAGGGUUCUCAAGUAAAGAAACAGUGUCAAUGCUGAGCAUGAGUUCAGUGUUGCACUGUGAAAAACUGAGUCCAGAAUAGACCUACUUGUUGAAAAUUUCAACCAGCCACACACACCUCUCAUUAUGACUGUGUAUGUAGGUGUUUUCUGGUCUACAUCUGUGUGAUGUGAUCAAUCAGUUUAUUCCAGUUCAGAAUAGAAAAAUAAGUAUUUUAAACAGCAACAGUUCCAACCUAGACGUUCUGUCAACAAUCAUUUCUACAGUAAGAUGUACAGUAGGCCUGACAUUUAUCUGUACUGUUACUUAGGGUUGCACGUUCAAAAAGCCUGUGUGUGUGUGUUCUGUUAUACAUCUGUGUGAUGUGAUCAAUCCUUUUAUUCCUGUUCCGAAUGAAAUCAUUUAUUGUAUUUAACAGCAACAGUUCCAACCUAGACAGGUAUGUAAGAGUGUUUUGAAAUGGGGAAAAAUAAACAUGAAAAGAUAUUUAUGGGUAUUUCAUUAUUUGUUUAUGUAUAUAUUGCAUGUUUGUUAGGCAUAAAGGCAGUUAAAUGUACCGAUAUGUAUGUAUGUAUAGUUGCAUAUUUUCCUAAGCUUGGGUCCCAGGAAAACACAGAAUUUCUAAUUUGCGCCCCAAGCUGAAAAAGUUUUAAGAUCCCCUGCUCUAGUGUCAUUGUGUCACAACGUGAGGGGAUGAGCAUUAGGACGGACGCUGACAAGCUGUACGCCUUCCCCACAUUUGGGAACUGCUUCACUGAAGCAAACUAUGUGAAGAGGCACCAGACCGUUCUCACCAAGGCCCUUCAAGUGAAGAGCUUCUCCUUCCUGAGUAGCCUUAUCAGACAUAGGAGUGUCCACACUGGGGAGAAAUCGUAACAGUGUGGCUUGAGAUGUACACAAGGGAUAUCUGGGAACCAUUCUUUAGCUGACAUAUUAUGGUUAUCAUGUAUAGCGUCUUGGGGUACAGUAAGAGUUUUUUGGAUUACUAAGUCCCUCAGUUGAACAUCUGGGUAUGCUCACAUGACUUGUUGUUUGAGGUGCUGGCAUUAAAGUGUAACACUACAUUUCCCA
Messenger RNA from Oncorhynchus nerka (sockeye salmon), 10639 nucleotides. Its product is annotated as zinc finger protein 12-like. Lineage: Eukaryota; Metazoa; Chordata; Actinopteri; Salmoniformes; Salmonidae. The transcript has 3 exons. Gene Ontology annotation, biological process: regulation of gene expression. The record is from RefSeq and is a predicted model, not a curated record. The coding region runs from base 458 to 2074 and encodes 538 amino acids. Gene Ontology annotation, cellular component: nucleus.